Messenger RNA from Pristis pectinata (smalltooth sawfish), 1535 nucleotides. RefSeq names its product late histone H2A.2.2-like. Gene Ontology annotation, molecular function: DNA binding; protein heterodimerization activity; structural constituent of chromatin. The coding region runs from base 1 to 534 and encodes 177 amino acids. Lineage: Eukaryota; Metazoa; Chordata; Chondrichthyes; Rhinopristiformes; Pristidae. The record is from RefSeq and is a predicted model, not a curated record. Gene Ontology annotation, cellular component: nucleosome. The transcript has a single exon.
AUGUUGAGGGGCGGGAUGACUAUAAAGGCGCGGGCCCGCCAAGCUCCCGGCGCCAUUUUACAGGUGACUGAAGCGAAGCAGAAAAUGUCGGGGAGAGGUAAAAGCAGCGGCGGGAAAGUCCGGGCUAAAGCCAAGACGCGGUCGUCCCGGGCUGGGCUGCAGUUUCCAGUCGGCCGAGUGCACCGUCUGCUGCGCAAGGGUAACUACGCCGACCGGGUGGGGGCCGGGGCGCCGGUUUACCUGGCGGCGGUGCUCGAGUACCUGACGGCCGAGAUCCUGGAGCUGGCGGGCAACGCGGCCCGCGACAACAAGAAGUCGCGCAUCAUCCCCCGCCACCUGCAGCUGGCCAUCCGCAACGACGAGGAGCUCAACAAGCUGCUGGGCGGCGUCACCAUCGCGCAGGGCGGCGUGCUGCCCAACAUCCAGGCCGUCUUGCUGCCCAAGAAGUCGGGCUCGGGGCCGGCCACCGGUGGAGGCAGCGGCGGCGGCAAGUCCGGCGGCAAGAAGAGCUCGCAGCAGUCGCAGGACUUCUAGGGCGCCCCGCGGCGGCCGGGAGGGGGACAAACACCAGCGGGAGGACUCGUCCCAAAAGCCGUAAGAGAAAUCAUGCAAUGGACCUUAAAAGACUAAACUUGAACCCAAAGGCCCUUCUCGGGACCUUUGACAUGGACAUAAGGGGCUGUUGAGGCUCCUGGCUUUUGUUUUGUGUUUUAUGCAUUUUUUUUUGUUACCAAACUUGUGUUCCACUUUUUAUUCUUAUAAAAAAACAUUUAAAAGCUUCUGGUUUCAUGACUUCCUUUUUUUUGCGCAAACCUGAGAUGGGUCUGCAUUUUCUGAUUGCAAGGGGAUGAAAUUGUUCUUGUUUCUGUUACAGAUUAUUUGGGCUGGGGUGAUUUGUGAGGGUUAGUCAGGCGGCCGGGUUAGAACUUUUAUGCCACGUAAGCGGAUGGAGGGUUGCAUUUCUGCUUAACUCUUGGGAUUUGUCCCCGCCGCACCCGACUUGAUUUCUAUUGCAUUGAAUUGGAGCGCGAAAGCCUAUGUCCAAGUUGGCGUGGUAACUUAUUCAGGCUGUUAGUGGCUUGUUCAAGUUGCUUCAGUGUAUUAACUUGCACAAACAAUUCCUCAACAGUGCCUUCAGGAUGUUGUGCAGAAACCUAUAAACAAUGCACGUGGCUGUUUAAUGUGGGUUGCGUGUUUUAGUGAGGGUUUUUGUUGCUUGAAUCCUGUGAGAAAUGAGUGAUGCGACCUCAAUUUACUGAAACUUUGACGUAGUUUUUCUUUUUGACAAAUGUGAUGCUACCUUUGUCACGUGUCUGGCUACACUUGCAACUAGCCUUGUAACAAUGUUAAGGUGGAUGUGUUCUAAUGUGGGAUUCUGUCUGAUAAACGAGUUGGAUUUCAAAAUCUGCAUAAUGGUUUAUUCUGUAAGAUUGUGCAGAGGCAAGAAUUGUUUAACUUUUGAAGACCCAGUAAGCUGCCUUUUUAGUAAGUGUACACUGCUGGUUCAGAAUAAAGAUUUUCCUAUUUACUUAAAA